CGAACGCACGUCCCACUCCCUCACAACAAGGAAGCUUCACCCCACCCCGCAUAAUACAACACCAUCCCGCAAAAAAACGAUGGGCACCAUCCUUUCAUGCUUCCAAUUCUCCCAAUCGAAAUCCGCGCCAUCUGCCAAAUCACCAAACCACCACAAUUCAGCAUCACACGAUACUCCACACGCGCAGCAGACGCAGGACAUCGUUGCGCAAGAAUCCCAAGACCUAACGCGCAAACUGGGAGUCGGCGGUCCUGUCCCGGGACCUGCUGUACCCAACACCGAUACCACGAACCAUAAUACGAAGGAAGGAGCAAAAGACAAAAUGGCAACAGACGAAGAAUACAUGUCCUUCCUCGAUAAAGCGAAUCAGGACCCGAAUGAAGGCGCCGCUGAGGCUAAGCAACAGAGUAACGGCGGGGGAGGGGAGCUGAAGGCGCUGGAUAAGGGGGCGAAGGUCCCGAAGGUGUUGGAGGAGGGGGUGAAGGAUAAAUAUUAUGUGUCUGAUGCGGAUGAGCCGUUUGUGCCUGUCUGUUUGAAGCUCAAGGGGAAGGGGGAGGGGUUGCCUGAUGAAGAUGCGUUUGUCAAGUUGAUAGAACAUCCGAGUCCGGGCGAUGCGGGGGUCGAGAUUAUGGAUGUGGCGGAGUGGGAUAGCCAGGGACAGUAUAAGGAUGUUGUGGAUGCGGUGAGGGAGGCGGGGAAGGGUGGUGAUGUUAGGGUUUAUAGAGUUGGGAGAGGGGGUGCGAGGGUAGAGUAUUGGGUUGUUACUGUGGAGGGGGGACGGUUGGUUGGGGUUAAGGUUUUGGCUGUUGAGAGUUAGGGUGGUGGAUGGGAAGGGCGGGAGUGUGGGAGUGAAGUGAUAUUGUAGGAUACUAGGGAGGAAGCAUAGCUUCAUGGCAGAAUAUUGACUUUGAGUUACCCAGAAGGUCAUCAGACUAUGGUGGGGAAAUGUUAGAAUGUGUAAGAAGGAAGUCAUCAAAUACCGUCCUCCAUUCUCAUGGCGUAGUGAGUAGUAGCCUUUGAAUUUGUGUUAAGAGGACUUUGAAGACAGUAGGAGCGUUCGAACUUGAAGAGUCAAUAUUGAUUAUAUAAUAGCUAAUUACAUGCAAGAGGUAGCACCGCUCUAUUUCUGAG
This is a messenger RNA of Mollisia scopiformis, 1131 nucleotides long. RefSeq lists its product as uncharacterized. NCBI's taxonomy places the organism in Eukaryota, Fungi, Ascomycota, Leotiomycetes, Helotiales, Mollisiaceae. The record is from RefSeq and is a predicted model, not a curated record. The coding region runs from base 80 to 817 and encodes 245 amino acids. The transcript is spliced from 3 exons.